Messenger RNA from Lactuca saligna, 549 nucleotides. NCBI's taxonomy places the organism in Eukaryota, Viridiplantae, Streptophyta, Magnoliopsida, Asterales, Asteraceae. The record is from the annotation of a GenBank genome assembly.
AUGCUGAAGAAAGAUAAAAUGCUUUUGAUGAAGAAUUCUGAUCAGAAUGAAACUGCUGAUCAACCUCAGAUGUUCAUCAAAGAAGUUGGAAAAAGAAAAUUUGUUGAUCGUUACGGUGAUCGUUCUGAAAUUCGCAUGUGGGGAUUUGAAGCUGACAGGAAUAUGUGGAUUGUGAAACGUAAGAGUUUUAACAUUGAGUAUUAUGUGAAGAAGAUUGAUUUUAUGUCCUGGGAAAAAGUUGAUCUUGCAGAUCUAGUCCACACACCGUUUCACAACCCAACAAAUGAUCCCAACGCAUGGGCGUUUAAAAGAUUCCUUGAAGACAAAGCUAAGAUGAACUUUGUUGGCAUGAAAACAGUAGCUUCAUUCAUUAAAAUGUCCAAGGGUUUCCUAGAUCCUCACACCAACAAGACUCUGCUUAUGAUGGAGAAUGAAAUGUUUGAGGCCGCUGCUAAGACAUUCACCGGCAUGAUUGCAGCAAUCAUUGAUAAGGAGUUUUGGGCAGGAGCAUUGGGUGAUUCUGACGUGCAUAUCGUGGACAAACCUUGA